UCGAACGCCACCCCGUCCGCUCGAUCGGAUCGUCGGUUCUUACCGAGCGCUCUUCGAGACGCGCGUCCGGCUCGUCCGCGGGCCCCGUCGAGAGGCGCGCCGAGUGGUUCGCGCGAUAACCUAGAACCGGGCUUCCUGGCGACGACAAAAUGUCGAUAUCGCGCCCGGCGUGACCGAGCGGAAGUCCUCCGCGCCGUAAACCCGCGGGGCUUACCGCGCGCGAACCGAACGAGAAACCGCGCGUCUCCCGUGGAGCGCGCAAGGUGAAAACAAGCGAGCGCGAACGGUACUUGUCCGCGCGAGAGACCGCGGGCUUUUCACGCAGCCCCGCACUCGUGCGCUCGACGAGAUGUUUCGUGCCCGAGGCGCACGCGGUUUUUCUCACCGUUGAUUCAUAACCUGUGCCUGGACCCGGUUUUUCCGAUCGUGAGUCCUCUCUAGCGCGAGCCCGCGAAAAGCGUGCAAAAUUUUACCGACCAAUGUCGAAUUCGCCAAUGAAAUCUUUCACCCUUCACGAGCUCACGCUGGAGGGAACUUAAGGGUUCGUGAUCGAACCCCUGGCCCUGGUCGUCGAGAUUACUUAACAUUCUUUAUGCAGCAGGGGCGGGGUUGACGCCGCGCCGAGAGAAGCAACGAGAACCGAGCCUGGCGCAGGGAUGACUCAGCAGGACCUGGAUCCCCAAUUCACGCAGGGGCUGCGACUCCUGUACUCCAGCAACAAGGACUCCGCGGAGCAGCUGCGAGCUCUAUUGGACGAGGCGAUCAAGCAGAAGUACGGGCCGUCCAAGAUGCUCUCCAAUGUGCUGCAGCGAAAGUACAUGAUGGAAGAGCCGGUGCUGAGCGAUCACAGUAGCAGCAGCAGCAAGAAGAGCAAGAGUUCCAGCUCGUCCAAGCACUCGAGUAAGUCGAGCAAGAACAGCUCGCCGGUUAACUUGCCGGCGCGCGACACCCCGCCGGACAUCCUGCAGUCGGACGACACGCUGGCGCUGGAGAUCCUCGAGGACGAUCUCACGUGCGUCAUUUGCAAGGGGAUGGACGUCGGGGCGAGGAACAGGCUCGUCGAGUGUCAGGAGUGUCAUUCCCUGUAUCAUCAGGAGUGCCACGUGCCCCACAUCCUGGACUCGCAGAUAGAUAACGUGCCGAAACAAGUCUGGUACUGCUCCAACUGCUCCAAGUCCCAGGUCUCGAAAGAAAGGAGCUCGCCAAAAACUGUGAUAGAAAGCAAACCUAAGGAACAGAAGAAGUCUAGCUCAGGCAGUGGAGCGAAGAUGACACCAAAUAUCCAUAUCAUUAGCGCGGACAGAAGACUGAAAGACAUGAUGAAGAAGGCUAAGCAGGACAAGAGAAACACAAGUACUGCCACGGGUUCAAAGAGCUCUUCAUCCAGUUCCCCUGCAUUAUCCUCAGCCAAAUCUUCUCAGGAUAAAUCGUUAUUAUAUAAAAUAAAAUCAGGGGUAGAAUAAAUUGCUUAAUUCGUGAAAGAACAGCAAACGUAACGAUAAGAUAGUAUAGACAGUGUACUUUAUAGAAAUAAUACGGAAUAAUUUUUUUAUUGACAAUGUAAUUAUUUUGUAAUUAAUUUUGUUAAUCUGGGAGAAAGGGCGACAUUUUUUGUUGUUACUUUUUAUGAAUAUAUUUUCGUACGACCAGAGAGAGAGAGUGUGUGUGAGUAAGAAUCGCGCGUCCAUGAUUUAUGACAAAGACAAAAAUUCUAGAUAGAUGAUACAACUAAUGUGUAUUUAUAUUGAAGUUUAAUCUCGAAUUACAUUCAAUCGAUAUUAAUACAAUUGGGCCUUUGUGUAGUGUCUGAAUUUCUUACUGCCUAUAUAAAUACAAUUCCAUAUUAUACAAUUUAUUAAUAAUUGUACAAACGUGCCAUGUAAAUUUGUUAUUUUUAAGCUUUCGCAUUAUUAUUACAAAAAUAUUAAGUAUGUAGAAAAUAAUGACAUAAUAUUACUAUCGCUAAUAAUUAUUACACACGUAACAUCGUUCGUAAUACAAGUCUGCGUUGAUAGUUUUAAUGUAAAUAUACAAUAGAUCAUUUUUUAAUACCUUUUUAUUGAGAUAUUUAUAAAAGGAAAGCGAUAAAAUUAUAUAAACUUCACAUAUCUCAAGAUUACGCGUUAAUUGUACUAUUAUAUUUAUAUAUAUAGCAUAUACACAAUUUUCGUCACCGAAAUCAACUCGUACCGAGUACGCUGAUUUAUUACUGGCGUGGCGAUACAACAUCGACGCCGGAAUUGAUGUUAGUGUCAAAAAUGCACAGUGGAAAACUAUAACACACGCGCCAAGUACGUUCUAAUGUAUACAAGAUAUACAUGUAAAUUCGUGUAUCCGCGAAUGCGGAGGUGGUUUAGUUGCGACAUACAAGAACUCCGAAUUAACAUAAUAACGAUUUGCGUAACGACACUUGACGACUUUUGGGUAGGAUAGUACCGAAAAAUUCACGUCUUUCGCAUCCGUAUAUUUAUAGUAACGAUAUUUAUAUCUUAGCGCAUCAACGAGCUGUGAUAAUUUUGCACGGGCGUGCGGCGUUGUGUAUCGCGCCCGUCCAAUUACAAUAAAUCUUUACAAAGACCUCUCGGGGAGAGAAUUUUGAACCUCCACGAGGGAUCGGAGGAGCGAUCACCAUCUCCACGCGUAUCUCCCGCGGGUACGGCUCGGAUGAAUGGCGGCAAAUUACAAAAGAUCCAAAUUACAGGACCACCGCGUGUCCCCGAUCCUGUAAGGCCGAUUACAGCGGGUCUGUACAGCCGAGGCUGUGCGGAUGGGCAAAAGAACAACGAGGAGAUAACGAGAUACGAGUCGUUUAUAAUACCAAUAUAUUUCUUGCAAUUUUCGCAUAAGAUGCAAUUAGUCAUUUGUCCCUACGUCCCAUCGAGAAUUUGGCAAGAAUUAUUUCGUUCUCUCGAGUGUCACUUAAAGUCUACUCGUGCGCGAGAUGAGAGGUGGGAGGGGUGGGCUCAAGUAUUAUGUACAAUGGAGGGGAAAGAGAGAGAGAGA
Messenger RNA from Vollenhovia emeryi, 3003 nucleotides. Its product is annotated as integrator complex subunit 12. Gene Ontology annotation, cellular component: integrator complex. The transcript has 4 exons. The record is from RefSeq and is a predicted model, not a curated record. Gene Ontology annotation, biological process: snRNA 3'-end processing. The coding region runs from base 657 to 1463 and encodes 268 amino acids. Lineage: Eukaryota; Metazoa; Arthropoda; Insecta; Hymenoptera; Formicidae.